Molecule: messenger RNA, 976 nt
Organism: Coprinopsis cinerea okayama7#130
Lineage: Eukaryota; Fungi; Basidiomycota; Agaricomycetes; Agaricales; Psathyrellaceae
Exons: 5
Coding region: 11-820 (269 amino acids)
Biological process (GO): nucleosome assembly
Cellular component (GO): chromatin; nucleus
Molecular function (GO): chromatin binding; histone binding
Source: RefSeq, a predicted model, not a curated record
CACUAUCGACAUGACCAAGGGCACGAAACGCGCGUCUCCUGGCGCUGAGGAGGAGAAGAACCCCUUGAAUGUUGAACUCAGCGAAGAGGAUGCCAAAAAGCUUGAGGGGAUCCAGCGCGAACAGGCGAAGAUGGACUUGUUCAUUGAGCGCGAAACCCAGUCUAAAAUGUACCCAGUGUACGAGAAGCGCCGGGCAAUUGUGAAGACGAUCCCCAACUUCUGGCCUGUUGCGUUGUUGAACCAUGGCAUGGUCGCCUUCCAUGCCCAACACAACGCUGACCAGACCGCCCUCAGCUACCUUGAGGAUCUCUGGGUGACGAGAGACCCUCAGGACCACCGUUGCUUCACCUUGGAAUUCCACUUCAAGGAGAACCAAUUCUUCUCCAACACCGUGUUGAAGAAGGAGUAUAAAUACGCUCCCCCCGCUUCUGCCGCCGACGACAAGCCUGAUGAAAAUGGUAUCACUGACGCGAUGUUGGAUUUUGCUUGGGGAGAGCAUGUCAAAAUUACUGGCACCAAAAUUGACUGGAAGAGCGAGGACAAAGCCUUGACCAAGUCUUACCCUCGUGAAUCUGGAGAUGAGGACGACGAGCUUCCCGCUGAGGCAGGCAGCUUCUUCAACUUCUUCGAGCACGAUGACGACCCCUUCGAUAUUGGCCCUGCUAUUGGCAACGAAGUCUUCCCUGACGCCAUCAGCUACUUCUUGGGCAACGUUGACUCUGACUCCGAAAUUGAUUCUGAAGAGGAAGAAGAGGACGAUGAUGAUGACGCUGAAGAGAUCGAUCUCGAGAAGCCUCGUCCCAAGAAACAAAAGGUCUAAAGCUAGACUGACCCUCCUGUCCGCUUUCCUUCACUAACUGUUAUUUGUUUGCUUUACUAUAUCACUCACGUUGUUGUAUAAAGGUGUAUCUGGCUUUCUUUGAACUAUUUCCCGUCUCCGCGAUGAAAUCUAAUGACAUACAUGUAUUUUCAAAUC